Saccostrea echinata is the source of this 856-nucleotide messenger RNA. RefSeq names its product peptidoglycan recognition protein 1-like. Gene Ontology annotation, molecular function: N-acetylmuramoyl-L-alanine amidase activity; zinc ion binding. The transcript has 5 exons. Gene Ontology annotation, biological process: peptidoglycan catabolic process. Bases 8 to 817 code for a protein of 269 amino acids. The record is from RefSeq and is a predicted model, not a curated record. Lineage: Eukaryota; Metazoa; Mollusca; Bivalvia; Ostreida; Ostreidae.
UUUCAAAAUGAACGUUUUAGUCAGAUUCUUCUUCCUCUUCUACAUUUACCAAAUUAACUACUCUAAUGCCGAGGAAUGCGCAUGCGCAACAGGAAAUGUUCAUAUCAGAUCCGGUGCUGGCGUAAGCCAUGCUAUUCUGGGUACACUUCCUACAGAUUCAUGCCUUGCAUUCAAAGGGCAUCUUACAACUGUAAGCGGCACACAUUGGGCUCAUGUUGAUUAUCACGGUCAGGAUGGGUGGAUAUCAGCAACUUAUUUGACGUUCAGAACCUGUUCAUUGUCAACCGCGCAUACUCCAAGUUCUGGAACUUCCGGUUGUCCCUCAAUUGUUAGCCGAAGUGAGUGGCAUGCUCGCCCACCUAAGCAUCCGAUUGGUCCACUUCCGGCGGUGCCAGGAAAUGUUUAUAUCCACCAUGGCGCCACACCUGGGUGUCACAAUAAGGCAGAGUGUAUACGGCUAGUACAGUCGUACCAAAAUUACCACAUGGAUACCCAUGGUUGGCCCGACAUCGGAUACAGUUUCAUUGUGGGGGAAGACGGAAAUAUUUACGAGGGACGUGGAUGGAACGAGAUCGGGGCCCAUACAUACGGUCAUAAUUACGACGGUCUAGGAUUCUGUGUGAUGGGGGAUUUUACUUCACACGUACCAAAUGAUCUUGCAAUAAACGCUCUCAAGAGCUUGAUAGCUUGCGGAGUAAACUCGGGAAGAAUCACCCAGAACUACGUACUGAAGGGUCACCGUGAUGUCGGACAGACCAGCUGCCCGGGGGACAAAUUUUAUGCCCUGAUCCAGACCUGGCCACAUUACCACCACUGACAUUGACAAAGCAUGUCACUUUUCAGAUCAAUGAUAAAA